AAAAAUUCUUAUUUUUAUUUGGUCCUUUACUAACUAUUUUAUUCAGUCCCAUAAUCAAUUUUUAAAUUAAACAAAAUACAACAAAAAUUAUCCAGUUCAAUUCUCAAUAUUUUAGCCGAUGAAAAGCACAUGCUCAAAUACGGAUCAAGAUUUACUACAGUAGCAUAUCACACAGUUUUCACACUGUUUUCAAUCUGGACUAUUCAUUAUCAAUCAGACCGUAUAUAUUGAUUCUGUGACAAAAUCUCUAAAAAUGAUCACAACUAUAUAUUAGAGAUCGGACGGUCUUGAUGCGAUAUAGCGUGAAAACUGUGUCAAAAUGCACAGCAGGAAACCUGUUUCCUCAACUAUUAUCACACUUGUAUAAUCAUUGCACACAAAAGGGAGAAAAAGAAUAGUGGACAUGAAAGCAAAGCAAUGGUCCCAACAACAAAGCUGUGGUUUGUUGUACACUACAUCAUGAUUGUACUUCCACUCAAAAAAAUAAAUCCUAAUCGUACUUUUUCAUUAAAUUUCCACUUCAAUUCUCAUUCUUUAUAGAAGCUUCCUCAAUUCAACACCACACUUCACUUCCACUGACUCACCCUUCCCUAAAAUGGAGGACACCAUCCCUCUCUUUCUAACAUGCUUCAUCACACUCUUCACAAUAUUCCCAACCCCAACACGUGCCACUCUCCCAGGCACGUGGGAGCUUCUAAUCCCAAAUGCAGGCAUAGCUUCAAUGCACACAGCAGUAACACGCUUCAACAACGUAAUCCUUUUAGACCGAACCAACACCGGUCCAUCACGUAAACUCCUCCCAAAAAACCACUGCCGGUUCGACCGAAACGACGCCGUUUUAAAAAAAGAUUGUUACGCUCACUCAAUUCUCUUCGACCCCAAAAAAAACCAACUCCGUCCCUUAAAAAUCCUCACUGACACGUGGUGUUCUUCCGGUGCGUUUCUCCCUAACGGAACACUUUUACAAACCGGCGGUGAUAUAGACGGGUUCAAAAAGAUCCGAAAAUUUGACCCGUGUAAUUCAAACGGGUCAUGCGAUUGGGAAGAGUUAAACGACGUCGAAUUAAGCGAAGGUCGUUGGUAUGCAACGAAUCAAAUUCUUCCAGAUGGUUCUAUUAUUAUCAUCGGUGGAAGAGGUUCAAAUUCUGUUGAAUUUUAUCCUAAACGUAAAAACGGUGCCGUUUCGUUUCCUUUUCUUUCUGAAACUGAAGAUACUCAAAUGGAUAAUCUAUACCCUUACGUUCAUCUUCUUCCUAACGGUAAACUCUUCGUGUUCGCGAAUACGAAAUCGGUUAUGUACGAUUUUGUUGAAAAUCGUGUCGUGAAGGUUUAUCCGGAGUUGAUCGGUGGUCCGAGAAACUAUCCGUCGGCGGGGAGUUCUGUUAUGUUGGCUUUGGAAGGUGAAUUUUCUGAGGCGGUGGUUGUUGUUUGUGGCGGUGCUCAAUACGGUGCGUUUCUUGAACGGAAUGUGGAUACGCCGGCGCAUGGGAGUUGUGGUCGGAUAAUGGCGACGGGAUCCGACCCGGUUUGGGAAAUGGAGGACAUGCCGUUUCAGAGAAUUAUGGGUGAUAUGGUAAUUUUACCAAACGGUGAUGUUUUGAUCAUAAAUGGUGCUAUGAAAGGAACACAAGGUUUUGAAUUGGGUUCAGAUCCGUGUUUGAAUCCGGUUUUAUAUCGACCCGAUGAACCAGCCGGGUUACGGUUCAUGGUUUUGAAUCCGGGUACUGUACCGAGACUUUACCAUUCAACGGCGAAUUUGUUACCGGACGGAAGAGUUUUACUAGCGGGAAGUAAUCCACACGUGUUUUAUCGAUUCGAUGUUGAGUUUCCGACGGAGUUAAGAAUUGAAGCGUUUUCGCCCGAGUAUUUGGAUCCGGAUAAGAUGAAUAUCCGACCCGAGAUUUUGGAAGUGCCUGAACAGGUGUCGUAUGGUGUGGGUUUUGAUGUUGUUGUGAUUGUUGAGUUACCUGUUGUGGGAAUUAUUGAAGUGAAUUUGGGCAGUGCUCCUUUUGCUACUCAUUCUUUUUCUCAAGGUCAACGGUUGGUCAAACUUGGGGUUGGUUCGGCUGUGCCGGAGAAUGGUGGGAGAUGGAGGAUUAGAUGUACAGCGCCGCCGAGUGGGAUGGUUGCGCCGCCUGGAUUUUAUAUGGUUUUUGCGGUUAAUCAAGGUGUUCCAAGUGUAGCACGUUGGAUACAUGUGUCAUAGUUGUUUUGGAGGAAUGAGCUCUGAUAAUUUAGAGUUUAAUCAUAAAAUAAGCAAAGUUUAAUCAUAAAUAUUUUUACUAAGAAUCAAACUUAAUUUAUUUUAAAUAUGUGUGUCAUAGAUCGGGACAAUACAAUGUGUUUUCUUAUUUAAGAAAAAAUGAAAUUUGUAAUUGUAUUUAGUUUUU
Trifolium pratense (red clover) is the source of this 2390-nucleotide messenger RNA. Its product is annotated as aldehyde oxidase GLOX. The record is from RefSeq and is a predicted model, not a curated record. The transcript has a single exon. Bases 596 to 2206 code for a protein of 536 amino acids. NCBI's taxonomy places the organism in Eukaryota, Viridiplantae, Streptophyta, Magnoliopsida, Fabales, Fabaceae.